Messenger RNA from Volvox carteri f. nagariensis, 330 nucleotides. RefSeq lists its product as uncharacterized. NCBI's taxonomy places the organism in Eukaryota, Viridiplantae, Chlorophyta, Chlorophyceae, Chlamydomonadales, Volvocaceae. The record is from RefSeq and is a predicted model, not a curated record. The coding region runs from base 1 to 330 and encodes 109 amino acids. The transcript is spliced from 4 exons.
AUGAAAGGAGCCUAUACGGAGCUUAGCGGUAAUCGAGCCAUUGAUAAGCUCGUGGCGAAGGCAGUCCUUCUUGUGCUCUUCCCAAGUCUGGACGAGGAUACCACCAACUACGAUGCGUUCAAGGAGUGGGUCGGCGAGGUGCCAAGAGCAGCUAAGGGUGCAGCUGGCAAGCGCAGGCGGGGUGGCGGUGAUGACGACGACCUGGGUGCGAGGUCGGGGCGCAAGGUUGGAAAUAAACGGCAGAAGGGGAACAAGGGCGCAGGCUGGGGCAGGGGUGCAAGCAAGGGGACCACCAGAGUACAAGCUUCUAUCCCCAAUGAUGGCAAAUAG